UUUAAAAUUUCUCCCACUUUUUGAAUUUUUAAUAAUAAUUAGCGCAAAAAGUGAUGCUUAAUUUUUUUAAAGAGACUGAGAAAAUAUCAAAAGCGCGUAAGGCACUAUUGUUGAAAUAGACAUGAUUUGUAGACUUCAGAGAAGAAGUUUGAUAAUAUAUGCUUCUUUCUUCAUUUUUAUAUUCAUCAUCAUUAUACUUUAUCAAUUGAUAGAACUCAAUAAUAUUGGAUAUCCCUCUCAAAGUCUUUCUCCAAGUUCACUUAGUGCCAUUUCCACAAUAAGAGGAGUACAUGAGCGACUUAUGAUAUUUUACGAGAACAGAAACAAUAAGUUCACAUGUAUAAAGAGUAUGGAAACAAUUGAUUUCAGUCGUAUAAAUGACGAUUAUUGCGAUUGUUUAGAUGGAAGUGAUGAACCUGGGACUAAUGCUUGUUCAAAUGGAAUAUUUUAUUGCAAAAAUCAAAUUGGUCCUAAGUAUUUUCAUAAAUCUUUUCCAUCUAAUAGAGUAAACGAUGGCAUUUGUGAUUGUUGUGAUGGAUCUGAUGAGUACAGCAUAGAUACAAAUUCCUUCCUUGGAACUAAAGUGGAGACACCAUGUUUAUUCCGUUGUUGAGUUGAAGAAUAUUGGCAUCUGAAGCAAAUUUUAAAAAUUCAAAACUUUGGAAGCAUUAUUGUUUAUAAUGAAAUGUUGCAUCAUGAAAUAUUUCCAUGGAUAUAUUAUAAUACAUUUUUUAGAAGCUUAAAAAUCUGUGCAUUUUUACUGGUACUUCAUGGUGAAUAGUGAGAAAAAUUAUAGCAAAUUCGCCAUAGUGUGAAACAUUGAUGAUUUUCUCAUUCUGUAUGAACUUUGAUAAUUUGUGUGUU
This is a messenger RNA of Coccinella septempunctata (seven-spotted ladybird), 864 nucleotides long. Its product is annotated as glucosidase 2 subunit beta. Lineage: Eukaryota; Metazoa; Arthropoda; Insecta; Coleoptera; Coccinellidae. Gene Ontology annotation, cellular component: glucosidase II complex. Gene Ontology annotation, biological process: N-glycan processing. Bases 122 to 613 code for a protein of 163 amino acids. The record is from RefSeq and is a predicted model, not a curated record. The transcript has 2 exons.